Phasianus colchicus (ring-necked pheasant) is the source of this 4972-nucleotide messenger RNA. RefSeq names its product RNA binding motif protein 47 (gene RBM47). NCBI's taxonomy places the organism in Eukaryota, Metazoa, Chordata, Aves, Galliformes, Phasianidae. The record is from RefSeq and is a predicted model, not a curated record. Gene Ontology annotation, molecular function: RNA binding.
GCCCUCCUGGAACAAGAGGAAUGCGCUGGCCGGGCGCCAACCAGGGCUCAGCGCAGGGUAACGUUUCACUUCAGAUUUACGGGAAGGUGUUGGGAGUAAGAAUCUGGUUUGGUGAGUUUGGGGCAGGGAGUAGCCAAGAGACAACCUUGCUACUGUGAGCGCAGAGAGAAGGGGAGGAGAGGGGGGGACGACAAAAAAUAAAACCGCCCCGGAGCUGGGGGAGAUCCCGGCUUUUACUCCCCGGGGUCCGGGAGUGCGCUGAGCUCCGCAGCGGGGAAGAGGCGAGCGCUCCCUAAUCCCAGCCCAGUCUCAGCCCAUCCCCGGUCCCAGACCGGUCCCAGCUCUGCGCCGCUCCGCUCCGCUCCGCAGGAAUGUGCGGCUUAGCGCAGGAGCUUUGGCUGAACUGCUGAGCGCGGGGCUCUCCCCACGUCUUACUUCUCAAAAAGACUACAUUAAAAAAAAAAAAAAAAAAAAUUAGUACAGUGAGCCAAGAGUGGAGGCUCGGAUCGGCUGUUGCUGUGAGCGGCGGCGUUGCGAGGAGUUGCUCAACUCUCACUUAGCAGCGGGGCCGGAGGGACAAUGCGCUGAGUCGCUGCCCCACGGCUUCGCCUUCCCCGGAUGGUGCCGGCGGCGGCGGGGCUGCAGGUUUUAUCAGGCUUUGAAUGAGUUUGGCAUCAUGACCGCUGAGGACUCUACUGCAAGGAUGAGCAACGAUUCCUCUAACGUGAGCAGCACAAAAGUCCCUGAAGGUGUGGCCGGUGCACCCAACGAGGCGGCCCUGCUGGCACUGAUGGAGCGCACCGGCUACAGCAUGAUCCAGGAGAACGGGCAACGCAAGUACGGCGGCCCACCGCCUGGCUGGGAUGGCCUGCACCCUCCUCGCGGCUGCGAAGUCUUUGUGGGCAAGAUACCCCGUGAUGUCUAUGAAGAUGAGCUUGUGCCCGUGUUCGAGUCUGUUGGCCGCAUCUACGAGAUGCGCCUGAUGAUGGACUUCGAUGGGAAGAACCGCGGUUAUGCCUUCGUGAUGUACACGCAGAAGCAUGAGGCAAAGCGGGCUGUCAGGGAGCUGAACAACUAUGAAAUCCGCCCAGGCAGGCUGCUGGGUGUGUGCUGCAGCGUAGACAACUGCCGGCUCUUCAUUGGAGGCAUUCCCAAGAUGAAGAAGAGAGAGGAGAUCCUGGAGGAGAUCGCUAAAGUGACGGAAGGUGUAUUGGAUGUCAUUGUCUAUGCAAGCGCUGCAGACAAGAUGAAGAACAGGGGUUUCGCCUUUGUGGAGUACGAGAGCCAUCGAGCAGCAGCAAUGGCCAGGAGAAAGCUCAUGCCAGGAAGGAUCCAGCUGUGGGGACACCAGAUUGCUGUUGACUGGGCAGAACCAGAGAUAGACGUGGAUGAAGACGUCAUGGAGACUGUUAAAAUCCUCUAUGUGAGGAACUUAAUGAUUGAGACCACAGAGGAUACCAUUAAAAAGGUCUUUGGGCAGUUUAACCCUGGCUGUGUAGAGCGGGUGAAAAAAAUACGUGAUUACGCCUUUGUGCACUUUACAACCAGGGAAGAUGCCAUCCACGCCAUGAAUAACCUUAAUGGUGUCGAACUGGAAGGCUCGUGCCUGGAGGUUACCUUAGCCAAGCCAGUGGACAAGGAGCAGUACACUCGCUACCAGAAAGCAGCAAAAGGAGGGGCUGCAGCAACACCCGAAGUAACUCAGCAACCUAACUAUGUUUACUCUUGCGAUCCAUACACACUAGCGUAUUAUGGAUAUCCAUACAAUGCCCUGAUAGGGCCCAACAGAGAUUACUUUGUGAAAGCAGGCAGCAUACGAGGUAGAGGGCGAGGUGCAGCCGGCAACAGAGCCCCAGGCCCCCGUGGCUCCUACCUGGGGGGAUACUCUGCUGGUCGUGGCAUAUACAGCAGGUACCACGAAGGCAAAGGAAAACAGCAAGAAAAAGGAUACGAGCUGGUACCCAACCUGGAAUUACCAGCUGUCAACCCAGUGGCCAUUAAGCCUGGUGCAGUGGCCAUCCCUGCAAUUGGUGCCCAGUACUCCAUGUUUCCUGCUGCACCACCAGCCAAGAUGAUGGAAGAUGGCAAAAUCCACACAGUGGAGCACAUCAUCAACCCUAUUGCCGUCCAGCAGGACCCAGCCAGUGCAGCAGCUGCUGCAGCAGCCGCAGCUGCAGCAGUAAUACCAGCUGUGUCAACGCCUCCCCCCUUCCAGGGCCGCCCCAUAACCCCAGUGUACACCAUGGCCCCCAACGUGCAGAGGAUCCCCGCUGCUGGCAUUUAUGGGACAAGUUACGUGCCAUUCGCAGCACCCGCUGCAGCAACAGCAACGAUAGCCACGCUACAGAAGAAUGCCGCCGCUGCUGCUGCCGCUGCUGCCGCCUACGGGGGCUAUGCUGGCUACAUACCUCCGGCCUUCCCAGCUGCCACCAUCCAGGUGCCCAUCCACGACGUCUACCAGACGUACUGAGACUGUCGGCAGAGAAACAAACACUGAAGGAACACUUUACUAUUUAUGAAGAAUGCGCCUGCUGCAGGAGAGCAAUGUCAGGACUCAGUAAACUGACGCAGAACCUGAAAGUGAAGAAUGUCUCAGAAAAACAUGUUCAAAAUGUUUUCUACGCUUGAAGUUUUCACUAACUUUUUUUAGGCUAUUUUUAAAAUUUAACACGCCUGUAUUCAUACAUUUCUAAACGACCUUGAUGCAGCCACCCAUCACUUACAUGCCUUUAUACGCAUCACAGUGGGGUUGCACAGGGUCCUUUUUUUUUAGCAGUUAUAUUUUCAAUAUAUUUGUGGUAUGAAGGUUAUUUUUAGUAACUUCUGCACUCCAGAGAUGUCUAUUUUGUAGUGCCUUUAAUAAUAUAUCAGCUAUAUAUUAAGAAGCACACCUGAGCAGCUAGGGAAAGUUUAAACGAUAUAUUUUGAAGAAUAUAUUCAAUAUUUAAAGAAUACAUUCCUUAGAUUUUUUUUUUUUUUUAAAGAAAAGAAAAAAACAACAAGUAUCUUAUUUAAGAAAUGUUAUACUGGAAAGUGCAAUUUGAAAAACGUGCAAGACCUCUGCGUUUUUGUGCUGGCAUUAAUACAGUCUGUUUGUUACUGUUUGAAAUCAAAAAUAAUUCAUAUUGCCUUUGUAGGAGGAACAGAAAGAAGAAAGCCUCCUCACACGAAGCCCUUCGCAGUGUGAUUAGCAGGCUUAUGAUGCUAAAGGAAAGGCUCAGAGUUUUCCUCAACAACUGGAAUUUCUAUUUAUUGAAGCUACCUGUAGUUCAGCCUUGGAGCACGCGCAGAUACGCGCGCCUCAUAUUUUGCGUAAGGCGUCUCGACUUCAAUCUUCAUCCAGUAUAAAACCUAGGCUCUUUUUAAAUGCUCUUUAUUUUAUUCUUUGAAGUAUAUGCUGUAGUGACUGAGAAUGUAUGCUGUUGUAGGCAAGAGCUCGCCCGCUCCUGGCAGCAGGAUGCGCGGUGCUAUUUACCCAUAGCUUCAUCACGUCCCGUGAGAAAUUUCCGAGGUACUGGGGGUGGUGGUGAUACUGGAAUUGACACAGCAAGGCUGGCGUCCCUCCCGGCCUCCCUUCCACACAGACUCCAGCUCCCACACCUGGAGCUCUGCGUGCACAUCAGGGAUGGGAAGGAUUGGACCCCGCCGUUUUAAGACGUAGAGCUUGUAAAUACCUUUUAAUAUACUUUUUAAAAGUCAUUUUAUGUUGCAAAUUUACAUGGUAUGUGGUUUGCCACAAAACAAACACAGUUUAUUUUGAUGUUGUUAAAAAAAAAAAAGUUUGUUAUAUUAAGGAGUAAAUAUAUUAUUGCAGUGUUUUGUGGCCUGUUUAAAGGCUUUUAUUUAGUAGUGCAGUGAAUGUAAAAUAUGGUAAAACGUUAAAGAAAUAUCUCACCCAUUUUAUGAAGUGUAUCAGCUCUGCAAUCACAGCUCCAGUGAAGGGAGGUGUGGAGCAGGGAGUGAGUAAACAAUUUUGCUUUGCUUUUAGUGGUAUAAAUACCAGCUGAAGGGGUUUCAUAUAAAGUAUAUUUUGACAACAGAACCACUUUCGGAUCAUCUCCAGCUUAGUAAAGUGACCUUUUAAUGCAUAUUUUUCUUGCCUCAAAACGGAGCGGUUGUUUUUAGGUGCUCUUACUCAGCAAAGCUGAGCUCUAUUUAAACCUGUCCAACUGCUAUCAAAAGCACUGUGAGGAAGUUAACCAUUAAGUCGGACUCUGACCCUCCGUGCCCCUUCCCUGGAGGCUUUUGCCAUCUGUCCCACCGCUUCUGAAAACAAAAUCCUUAGCCUCCAAACCUUCAUCCCAAACACCCUGCCUGUUUUUAGGGUAAGGGGAGGUGAAGCAGGCAAAGCCUUGUCAGAAGACCCUGGCGGGAGUACCCAGAAAGUGCUGGGGCUCCAGCUAAGGCUUUGUACAACUCAGUGCUAACUGCCACCAUGGGUCACAGCCAACCUCAAUGUCAUCCAGGCACUGCAGGCCCUGCUAUCCCCUUUCCAGCCCCUCCAUCAGAACCAUGGCCAACCCAGAAGAGCAUCAAAGGGCAAUGGCUCUCCCAACCAUCCUCUACCCACUGGCCCCUGUUGCUUGCAUCAGGGACAGAAAGGAGCCCAAAGAGGUGAGUCCCUAGGCCACCACGCCAGGGCAGGAGCAGGCAGGACGUGGGGAUGCAGCCUCCCACCUCCAUCUUUUCCAUUUGCUUCUAAACCAUUUCAUGUACACUACUACUGAGGUAAGUCUGAUAACUUGAAAUGUGAACAUCUUUAGGUUAAGAACAAACUAUUCAAAGAAAUAUAUAUAUAUAUAUUAAAGAAAAACUAGUGUGCCUUAUUCUUGAAAGAGCUGAUAUUUUAGGUGUUUUAUUGUAUCUCUGUUUUCUGUAUUGUCAGAAGCCUCUGAAUUUAUUUAGUUCUGCUCCAUUUACGGUACAUUUCUAGGACAUAGUGAAUAAAGCAUUCUAUAAAAACAGAGACUGU